AAAUUGUACUACACAUAUCGGGACUAUUUGAUCCAUUAUCCAUGACUUAGUGUGUAUAGAGCCAUAACGAAAAUGUCAACACUCAAGGCUGCGCGCGCUGAUAACUUCUAUUACGCUCCUGAUGGAGCUGACUGGGCAGAACAACGUAGACGUAUGCGCAAAACACCGAAAAAAGCAAGAAACUACUUUAAAAGCGCAAGCGUGAAGUACGUCGAUAGUGAGCCUAAUGACGCAUUGGAGCCGUUCCAGCGAGGAGCUGGAAGAGGUGCUGUUAUACGCUUUGAAAUGCCAUUCAAAGUCAUAUGCCUCAAGUGUGAGUGCUAUAUAGCAAAAGGAGUUCGAUUCGACGCGGAAAGGAAAGCGAUUGGGAAAUACUUCUCAACAACAAUCUACGCCUUUUUAAUGUCAUGCCACCAGUGCCAUAACCCUAUAGUUAUACAGACGGAUCCCGAAAAUACAACCUAUCUCUGCAAGACCGGAGUAAGGAUCAAGGUAGAGAGUUUUGACGUAGCGGAUGCCAAUACUUUGGAACUAGGCCAUAGCCAUGAUACGAAGCAACAGUUGCUAUCUAACCCAUUAUAUAAACUAGAAUGCAUGGCUUUGGAAGCAGCAUCUGGAGUCAGUGACCCAGUGGAAUCGAAGCCUGCUACCACGAGAAAUGCGAUAGCUAGAUAUAAAGGUCCAACCCAGAUACAGGAAAGUGGUACCCCAAAGUUGAAUCCUGAUACAUGUGAUAAGACUGUAAUUGACGACAAGUUGGAUGAACUUCUAGCUAUCAAUGAAAUAAAUAAUGCAGAUUGGUACCUGUCAAAUGCAGCUCUACGGCGGAAAUUCCGUAAUGAAAAGAAACAACUGAAAACCAACCCUAAUGUAAUGGUCGACCUUCUACCGGAAAAUGAACGUGAUGUCCAGGAAGCCAAAAGAGUCACCUUCCUAUCGCAGUCCAAAAAGAUUAAAGCACACUUUAAAAGUAUAUUGAAGAAGGAUACAGGCAUAUUCUCACGUACCUGUGGGUCCUCAAGCGGAAGAGGAUCUACCAUAGAAGAUAAAAAACGAAGACUGCAAUUCAUUAAACAUAUUGAUACAAGAUUGAAGCACCGGGUAUAACAUGGAAGGUACGUAGAUAACAUCAGGGUGAAAUACCUUGAAUCAGUACUAAAUAAACAUACUU
Babesia bovis T2Bo is the source of this 1171-nucleotide messenger RNA. RefSeq names its product cell cycle control related family protein. The record is from RefSeq and is a predicted model, not a curated record. Lineage: Eukaryota; Apicomplexa; Aconoidasida; Piroplasmida; Babesiidae. The coding region runs from base 73 to 1107 and encodes 344 amino acids. Gene Ontology annotation, biological process: mRNA splicing, via spliceosome. Gene Ontology annotation, cellular component: U2-type spliceosomal complex; post-mRNA release spliceosomal complex. The transcript has a single exon.